This is a messenger RNA of Morus notabilis, 1050 nucleotides long. RefSeq names its product calcyclin-binding protein. The transcript has 5 exons. Lineage: Eukaryota; Viridiplantae; Streptophyta; Magnoliopsida; Rosales; Moraceae. Gene Ontology annotation, molecular function: ubiquitin protein ligase binding; S100 protein binding; tubulin binding. The coding region runs from base 209 to 862 and encodes 217 amino acids. The record is from RefSeq and is a predicted model, not a curated record.
AGGCUCUAGAACAUUCUGUGUCUGCUCAAAAGGGUUAGAGCGUUCUAGGAUUUUCUACUCUCUCCUCCCCAGCAAUUAUCAUCAAUUCAUAUCAUUAUAUUCAUAAACAAAUCUGAAUCCACAAUCUUACAUACCAUAUUGGACAAAUUGAAUCACCAUAUUUAGCAAAACAACGAUUAUUAUAUUAGUUAUCAUUUGCUGAAGAAAAAUGGCAGAGGAGUUAUUGCUUGAUUUGGAGGAGCUCCGUCACUUGCAGAGCAUCGCCAAGAGGCCUCGCGUCCUCAAUCUCAUCUCCUCCCAGAUUCGAGACAUGGAAAAGUUGUCAAAAGACGUUACUGCACCUGCAACGCAAGCUCCGACCCAGGUUGCGGCUGCGGUGAAGGUGCCCUCCCCUCCUGCUGUAAACUACACUACGCUUUCGUCGUUCAGUUGGGAGCAAGAUAAUGAUAAAGUCAAGUUAUAUAUCUCUCUGGAAGGAGUUGACCAGGAGAAAAUGGAAGUUGAGUUUAAACCGAUGUCUUUCGACAUCAAACUACAUGAUGUCCAAGGAAAGAAUUACCGAUGCGCAAUUCCAAAAUUGAACAAGGAGAUUGUGCCAGAGAAGUGUAAGAUGCUAGUUAAGCCUACAAGGGUUGUGGUCACGCUCAUUAAAGCUUCAAAGGGGAGCUGGUUAGACUUGCACUAUAAAGAAGAUAAGCUGAAGCCAAACCUGGAAAAGGAGCGAGACCCCAUGGCAGGAAUCAUGGACUUGAUGAAGAAUAUGUACGAGGAAGGUGAUGCCGAAACGAAGCGAACAAUUGCAAAAGCGUGGACUGAUGCAAGAUCCGGAAAGACGGCCGACCCGCUUAAGGGUUUGAACUAGAGAGGGAAAACCUGAACUUUUGAACUCAAAUAGGGAUUUCAUUAAUAUAUUUAUUGUCUUAAUGGCGUUAUGUUACUGUACUCCUGAUCGCCGUUAUGUAUUGCAACAAGUUUUUUAAAGUUUGUUGCUAGCUUGUACUUUCGUAUUUCUGAUAGAAUUUCAUGAAAUCUUUUGAAGAUUGUUUCAAA